Molecule: messenger RNA, 4242 nt
Organism: Plasmodium malariae
Lineage: Eukaryota; Apicomplexa; Aconoidasida; Haemosporida; Plasmodiidae
Product: conserved Plasmodium protein, unknown function
Exons: 3
Coding region: 1-4242 (1413 amino acids)
Biological process (GO): N-terminal peptidyl-methionine acetylation
Cellular component (GO): NatC complex
Source: RefSeq, a predicted model, not a curated record
AUGAGUGAGAAGAAAGAAUACCAAGACAUUUCUAACUUUCUUUACAUGAAUAUAAAAGGACUGAAUGAUGAGGAAGAAAUUAAAGUAAAAAAAUUUUCGUACGAAAAGUACGUAUGUUCGCUUGAAAUGGGGGACAAGAAAUUGGACGUAGGUAUUAAGCCAGAAAAAAGGAUAACACUAAAAGAGUGUGAAGAAAAAAAAUACUUAACUAAAGAAUUAAAUCCCGACGAUAUAGUUUUAAUGAUGGAUUAUUUAUUAUUACAACUAGUAAAAUUACUUAAUGGCAAUCAUCCUUUUUUAACAGUUUUAAGUUGUUACUAUUUACAUCACUCAAACGUUAUUAACUGUAAUGAUGAUAUUUAUUUUUUUGAAAAGGUAUUCUUUAAAUGGUUGAAUGCCUUUUGUGUCGAUAAAAUAUAUAUUGAUAUAUUUAAAAAUGAAAAUAAAGAAUUUAUAAAAUUUAUGGAAAAAGAAAGAUCAGUGAAGGAGGGAUCUCCUAAACUGCAGGACCAGGGUCAUUCUGAGCACGUAGAAGUGGAAGGAGGAUUGGAAGCAGGAGUACUAAGAGAAGUGGACGAAUAUAUUAACGAAAAAGUUGAUGAAACAGGACAACUAGACAACCAUUCAGGCAGCACAAAGAAUAAUACUCCUUUGGAUGAUGAUAUGUACAAUGUAGCAUGUGAAACGAGUUAUAUAAAAAAAAGAAUUUUUUUCUUUUUUGAGUUAUUUCUGACUUUCUAUUCGUGCUGUUCAGAAAUGAUCGACUAUGUUGUAACAAACGACAGCUUAAUACACAGAGACGACUACAAAACUGGAUUGUUGAAAAUAAACGGCACUUUAAUAUACCACUGUAGGAGGAGAAGAAAAUACGUGGUUAAAAAUCUUUUUGUUAUAAAAAGAUGUUUUUUGAAAUAUGCUAAAAAGUUUGAAGAAAUGGAUAAAAACAAAAAAAAAGCACGAGAGGUAAAGAAGUCGGAGGGGGUAAAGAAGUCGGAGGGGGUAAAGAAGUCAGAGGAGGUAAAGAAGUCGGAGGACUCAAAAAAUACGGAGAAAACCAAAAAUAUAGAUAAGUCAAAAAAUAGGAAAAACCAAAACAUGAAUAAACAUAUGAGUAAAAAUGUAAUCGCAAGUACAAAUAUAAAUAUAAAUAAAUUGAUACACUCCAUAUUUAAGAGAAUAAAAUUUAUCCUGUAUUUUACAUAUAUUUUAAAUCAAAUGGUUUUCGAAGUAUGUGACGCUGAUAUUAACUCAUUAAAAGGCAGUUGUGAGGAAUUGCUAAUAUGCAUACGUACUAUAGUGAAAGAGUUAAAUUCUAAAUAUUUGAAUAUAAAUAAGAAUAUGAAAAAAAAAUAUUUCAAUAAAUAUUUUCUUAUGCACACACUUAACAAUGUCUCUAAACAUGUUACGGAAAUGAAUGUAGAAGAGUGUUACCUUUUUUAUGAAAACAUUAUUCGUGAUAUAUUGUACGUAGCAUCAUAUUUUAAGCGCAUAAAUGUGAAAUCGCAUUUUUUCGAUAUUAAAAACAUUAUUCAUUACUUAAAGUAUUACUCCUAUAGUUGUAAUAUUUUAAUAAAAUGCAUUUCAAGAAUAUCUCUAAAACAAAUAAUGAGUACAGAAAAAAAGCUAUUUUUUCAUAUAGAAAAACAGCUCAUAUUAAAACAGGAAAGCGAAGCACAGCGGUGCUUGAAGUUGGAGAACUCGAUGAAUUAUCAACAAGGUUAUGAACUCAUUUUCAACAAAGUGCCAAAUAAAGUCUAUAAAACAGAAAAACGGGAAUAUCCAGAAAAUGUUGAAAAUGCUGAAAAUGCUGAAAAUGUUGAAAAUGCUGAAAAUGUUGAAAAUGUUGAAAAUGUUGAAAAUGCUGAAAAUGCUGAAAAUGCCGAAAAUGCCGAAAAUGUUGAAAAUGCUGAAAAUGCCGAAAAUGCCGAAAAUGUUGAAAAUGCCGAAAAUGUCGAAAAUGUUGAAAAAUUUGAAAAACGUGAAAACUGUCUAGAAGCAGGGAUUGACAGAAAUAAUGGUGCUGUUGUUGAUUCUGAUAUAACGAAGCGAGAGAAAUAUCAUUGUGAUAAGUAUGAGGAACAGGAUAUAGAUCUAUACUACAACAUGUUUUUAAAUAUUUACAAAAAGGAAGAGAUGAAUAUUCCGUAUCAUAGAUAUCUAAAUCAAGAACUAGUGAAUAAUUCUGAGGUGAAUAUAUUUAUUAGUUUUUUUGUAUAUUUAUUUUUUAAUGAAUCAUAUAUAAUAAUGGAAGAAUUAGCAAAAGAAAAUGACAAUUUUUUUGUAAGAAACAUUAUUUUUAAUGACUUAAAUUAUUUUGGUUUUUCUACCCCUGUGCUAGUCUUAUUCACAAAUUUUGUUCUUAUUCCUGAAUAUUUUUUUAUUAACAUGGAACAUAUAUUUAAAAUAGAUCAGGAGCUCAACUGUGUAAAUAAGGAUGAAUAUCAAAAUUUUUUAAAAAAAAAUUAUAACACAACUGUUUUGAAAAAUUUCGAAAGGAAGUUACGUUUAUUUUUUCCAUAUUUAAUAAAUUACAUGCAAAGGGAAAGUUCAAUCAUGGAACUGUUUAAUGAAAUAGAAAAAUUUAUUAACGAUUAUGUAUGUGAGCCCAGUAACUUGAAAAAGAGGUCCAGGCGCGGAUGCAUUAACGAGCGGGAUGAAGGAAUUUUUAGCCUUGACAGCAACAACUGCAGUAACGACACACUCAGUACCACGAACGGAAGAAGUAGUGAUAUUCACGACAGUACUGAUAUAAGAAAGGAUGCAGAUGGUAGUACGAAUGAAAAACGUGAAGAAGCAGAUGGUAGUACGAAUGAAAAACGUGAAGAAGCAGAUGGUAGUACGAAUGAAAAACGUGAAGAAGCAGAUGGUAGUACGAAUGAAAAACGUGAAGAAGCAGAUGGUAGUACGAAUGAAAAACGUGAAGAAGCAGAUGGAGUACGAAUGAAAAACGUGAAGAAGCAGAUGGAAGUACGAAUGAAAAACGUGAAGAAGCAGAUGGAAGUACGAAUGAAAAACGUGAAGAAGCAGAUGGAAGUACGAAUGAAAAACGUGAAGAAGCAGAUGGAAGUACGAAUGAAAAACGUGAAGAAGCAGAUGGAAGUACUAGCAGAGACUUCAUCCACGGUGUCGUUCAAUCAAAGCAUGUUCUACAGUGUAACGAAAAAAAGAUUGAAACUUAUAAUCCUUUGCAAGGUUUUUAAUUUAUUUUUUGAGUAUCUCGAGAUUGUUGUAAAAAAGAUAAUCAAUUUUUCUUUUUUAUUGGCGUCAAGAGAACAUUCCAAGUUAAACGUAUUUCAUACAGACAUGCGUGUAUUAUAUACGUUAAUGAAAAUUCUGACGUAUUAUUUUAAAAUAUAUAAUAUGAACAAAGAAAUAGAAAGUAUAGAAAAUUAUUAUAAUUUUCUUUUGCAUACAGUUUUAGUUGACUAUAACUGUUUAAGCUUACACAUAAAUUUGCAGUCAGAUCAAGAAUAUGCUUUUACAUAUUAUGCUAUGUCCUUAUGUUACAAAGAAUUAUCCAUUACAUUACAAAAAGGGUUAAAAUUAAAUGGUACAGAAGAAGAUAUAAGUAAAAUUGUAUAUUCCUUAUUUUAUUAUAUACUUUAUUUAUAUGCAGAUUUUCUUAUGAUAUAUUUUUCAUAUAUUUCGUAUACAAACGUGAAUUGUGAACAAACAGAGAUAAACUCCUUUGAUACAAAAUAUAAAUCGUGGAGUUUUUGUUAUCCUGACGUUUCAAAAAUUGACUUUAAUAAUUUUCAAAAAAAUAAAGCAUUACUUAAUAACCUUUUGCUUAUUAAAUAUUUAAAAAUUAGCUUUUCGAAUAAUAAAGAUGAUAUUAACAUUGGCGUUAAAAAAAAAAUAAAAAAUAUAGCUCAAGUUAAAGAAAGUUACCUUCGUUCGAAGUUAUUAGUAAAUAAAUAUUCCAAUAUCAUAAUGGUUAAAAAUGCUGUAAGAUAUAAAUUUCGUAUAUUUGACAAAGCAUACAAUGAUUUGGACAUAACCUACCAUUUUAAAGAGUGUAUAAAUCAAAUUUCGGAGCACAUUAAAGAGGCUUAUAGCUACAAAAAUGAAAAAUUUGCUUUUAUUAAUAUUUUUCUAAAUUCACUUGAAAAUAAUUUAAAUAAAUCUUAUAAAAUAUUUCCUACCUUCUGUGUGGAAAACAAUUCUGUUUUUUUAAACCCAUAUUAUAAAGUGUUGAAAAAUCACGCCUUUUUUUUAAGUGUACAAGAAAAGAAAAAAUAG